Molecule: messenger RNA, 1464 nt
Organism: Ilex paraguariensis (yerba mate)
Lineage: Eukaryota; Viridiplantae; Streptophyta; Magnoliopsida; Aquifoliales; Aquifoliaceae
Source: the annotation of a GenBank genome assembly
AUGGCUUCGACACACCUGUAUUACCCUUCACUGACUCUUGCCCGUUUGCGAUAUCACAGUGGUCUGCGCUCUGUGAAUCCGGUCAAAGCAAAUUGCUACACAUCAGGUUUGAUCUCAAUUGGUCUCACUAGAAAAUUGUGCUUUAGUUUCAAGUGUGAUGGUAGAGCUAGAGCUGCACUGGUAUUUGGAGAGGGUGAUCCUAGACCCAAUAUAAAUGCAGGACAAAGAUUCUUUAUUAAUGAACGGGCAGACCCACUGACUGGGAUUGAGAGACAACCUGAUGCAAUAGCUUUUGGAACACAUGCAGCAGAAAUAACUCCACCUACUGGCUUUUCUAACUCUGACGAUGAAUUUGACUUGGAUCAUCCUACGGAAGGGUUCUCUUCCAUCAUGGAGGCCAUUGGAGACAUUCGCCAAGGCAAGAUGGUAAUUGUUGUAGAUGAUGAAGACAGAGAAAAUGAGGGGGAUUUAAUAAUGGCAGCAUCAUUGGUGACCCCGGAAGAUAUGGCCUUUAUUGUAAGGUAUGGAACUGGAAUAGUGUGCGUGAGCAUGAGAGGAGAAGACUUAGAGAGAUUGCAACUUCCAUUGAUGGUAUUGCAGAAGGAGAAUGAGGAGAAACUUUGUACGGCGUUCACAGUCUCAGUGGAUGCAAAGUAUGGUACAACAACAGGGGUCUCAGCUCGUGACAGGGCACAGACAAUAUUGGCUCUUGCAUCUAGAGAUUCAAAACCAGGGGAUUUUAACCGCCCAGGUCAUAUUUUUCCUCUGAAGUACAGGGAAGGAGGAGUCUUAAAAAGAGCUGGACAUACGGAAGCUUCUGUAGAUCUUGCUGUAUUGGCCGGCUUUGACCCUGUUGCAGUUCUAUGCGAGAUUGUGGAUGAUGAUGGUUCCAUGGCUAGAUUACCAAAGCUCCGUCAAUUUGCACAGGCGGAGAACUUGAAGAUAAUCUCUAUUGCUGAUUUGAUCAGGUAUAGAAGGAAAAGAGAUAAACUAGUAGAGAAAGCUUCUGCUGCACCAAUACCAACAAUGUGGGGUCCUUUCAAUGCAUACUGCUAUAAAUCUGUAUUGGAUGGGAUGGAGCAUAUUGCUAUGGUCAAAGGGGAAAUAGGAGAUGGCCAAGAUAUUCUUGUAAGGGUACAUUCGGAGUGCCUCACUGGUGACAUAUUUGGGUCAGCUAGAUGUGACUGUGGUAAUCAGCUGGCACUUGCAAUGCAGCAAAUUGAGGCAGCUGGCAGGGGUGUGUUGGUAUAUCUCCGUGGACACGAGGGAAGGGGAAUUGGUUUGGGUCACAAGCUUCGUGCUUACAACCUGCAAGAUGAUGGACGUGACACAGUUGAAGCCAAUGAGGAGCUGGGAUUACCUGUUGAUUCCCGAGAGUAUGGCAUUGGUGCACAGAUAUGGAACAUAGCUCAACUUGAUUCGUCCAAGGACUCUCCAUAUUCAUUACAGUUGCCUAUGUUCUAG